UGGCUCGUAAACUUAGCGCGUUCGGGUGGGUGGUUAGUGGUAGUGUGGAGUAGUUAUUGUUUUUCCGUCGCGGCGUAGAGUUGACUAAUCCGACCGACCGACCGGACCGGACCGCUUCAAUUAAAAAGCACGCGACACUCGCCGGAAAAAAAAGGGAAAACGGGCUGAGGAAAGGGAAGGAAAAGCGAACGGUAACAGCAAAACAAAACAAACGACGAAAAGCAGUGCGAAAUGAAGGUCUGCUGCAUUGGCGCUGGAUAUGUCGGCGGUCCGACUUGCGCGGUAAUGGCGCUCAAGUGCCCCGAUAUCGUGAUUACCCUGGUGGACAAGAGCUCCGAGCGGAUUGCCCAGUGGAAUUCGGAUAAAUUGCCCAUUUACGAGCCCGGUCUGGAUGAGGUUGUGAAGAAGUGCCGCAAUGUGAACCUCUUCUUCUCCACGGACAUCGAGACGGCCAUUAAGGAGGCGGACCUCAUCUUCAUCUCGGUGAACACGCCCACAAAGACCUGCGGCAAUGGCAAGGGUCGAGCCGCAGACCUUAAGUACGUAGAGAGUGCAGCCCGAAUGAUCGCCGAGAUCGCGCAGUCCAACAAGAUUGUGGUGGAGAAGAGCACGGUGCCUGUGAGGGCGGCGGAAAGCAUUAUGCACAUACUGCGGGCGAACCAAAAGCCCGGUAUCCACUACGACAUCCUGUCCAAUCCAGAGUUCCUGGCUGAGGGCACCGCCAUCAAUGAUCUUCUUAAUGCGGAUCGCGUGCUAAUCGGCGGCGAGGAGACGGCCGAGGGACAUCAGGCGGUGGAGAAGCUGUCAUGGAUAUACGAGCACUGGAUACCCAAGGAAAACAUUCUCACUACCAACACGUGGAGCAGUGAGCUAUCCAAGUUGGCGGCAAACGCUUUUCUGGCCCAGCGCAUCUCCAGCAUUAAUUCGCUGUCGGCAGUGUGCGAAGCCACUGGAGCCGAUGUCUCCGAGGUGGCGAGGGCCGUGGGUCUGGAUUCCCGCAUCGGUUCCAAGUUCCUGCAGGCCUCCGUGGGUUUCGGCGGCAGCUGCUUCCAGAAGGACAUCCUCAACCUGAUCUACAUCUGCGAGAACCUCAACUUGCCGGAGGUGGCCGCCUAUUGGCAGCAGGUAAUCGAUAUGAACGAUUACCAGAAGCGUCGAUUCUCCCAGAAGAUCAUCGAGAGUUUGUUUAAUACUGUUUCGGACAAGAGGAUAGCCAUCCUGGGAUUUGCUUUCAAGAAGAACACGGGUGAUACCAGAGAAACCGCAGCCAUAACCGUAUGCCAAACUCUUCUGGAAGAAGGCGCCGCUCUAGAUAUCUACGAUCCUAAAGUGGAACCCGAGCAGAUCAUCGACGACCUCACGCAUCCAAGCGUCACGGAAUCCCCGGAGAAAGUGAAGAAGGCUGUGCAGAUCCACAGUGAUCCCUACAGUGCUGUUCGAGCCACUCAUGCCCUGGUUAUCUGCACGGAGUGGGAUGAGUUUGUGGAUCUUGACUUCAAGCGCAUAUACCAAUCGAUGAUGAAGCCGGCGUACAUCUUCGAUGGACGCAAGAUCCUCGACCACGAGAGGCUGCAGCAGAUCGGCUUCCACGUCCAGACCAUCGGCAAGAAGUACCAGCGCGCUGGACUUCUCCGCUCCUGGGGAAUUGUGCCGCAGCUUUAGGCGCGAAGGGCGGCGGAGGUGGUGGCAUUUACACUUAAAGUUGGCGAAAUUUCCAGUAUUUGCGAGACUAAAUUGUAAAUAUCUAGCUAUCUGUUUCUGUAUUUGAGUAUGUGUUAGAAUGGGUCAAUUUGAAAGUCAAAAAAUAGUUGGGAAGGAAAGUAAUCUGAGAAUAAUUCUAUGAAAAAAUAUUUGACCUUGUAGUUAUUAUAUUUUGACCCUGCUUAAUUUAAUGUCUAAAUAGAAAAGUGUCGAUAAGCAAGAAAAAUGUUCAACUAAACUCGUUGCUCCAUUCAUUCCUAUGAAGUAAAAUGUGAAAAGAAUGAAUGAUGAAGUAUAAUUUCAACAUAUCUAAUAAUUUGAAAAGAAAAUGAUUUAAUAUUAUUUAAUAAAUAAUUUGCUUGUAAAUAAUUGGAAUGCAAAAUUCGUAUUUUAAAUUGAAAAAGGUCAAAAUCGUUUUAGAAUUUUUUAUAGAUUAAUAUUUGAUAUUUUUAAAGUUUUCUUUAAAUUGACCCAGUCUUUUGUGUGUUUUUAAAUAGUUAAAGUAUUCAGCUAGGCACGCCCGAGGGAAAACCCCAUACCGUAUUUGUAUUCAUAUUCCUAUUCCUGUACCGACCCGCCACUCGAGGAUCGGUAGUUGCAAUAUAAGCCCCAGCAGGACUGUCUUUUCCUGCGGAGGUUCAAUAAAAACUAGCAUUUACACGAGAGCAUGUAAAUUUUAUAAAAAUAA
This is a messenger RNA of Drosophila rhopaloa, 2389 nucleotides long. It is a transcript of the gene sgl, whose product is annotated as UDP-glucose 6-dehydrogenase. The record is from RefSeq and is a predicted model, not a curated record. Lineage: Eukaryota; Metazoa; Arthropoda; Insecta; Diptera; Drosophilidae. The transcript has 3 exons. Gene Ontology annotation, molecular function: UDP-glucose 6-dehydrogenase activity; NAD binding. The coding region runs from base 232 to 1662 and encodes 476 amino acids. Gene Ontology annotation, cellular component: nucleus; cytosol. Gene Ontology annotation, biological process: glycosaminoglycan biosynthetic process.